AUGUUAUACCUAAGAGUAAAAUGAAAUAAUUAUCCACUAGGAGCCUGAAGAAAUCUUUGAACCUUCAAAACCUAAAGUUGAAAAUAGACUUUUAAAAUAUGGCAAAAAAUAUGAAGAAAAACGAAUGAAACUCAAAGAAUCAAAAUAUAAUGAAAUGAUGUAAGAUCGUCCCUUCAUUCAAAAUAUCAACUCCCAAAAAAGAAUCAAUUAAAGUGUAGUUGAUAGACUAUAUGAGUCUCCACAUUGUGGAAAUAAUUGUGGUUAAAUUGAAAAACUAGUAAAAAAAUCAUCUGUUAGAUAUCCAUUAUAAGAAAUAGUCAGACCAAUUAGUUCUUAAAAUCCUUAUUAAAAUAUUCCAUCAUAACAAUCACCUCUAAAACAAUCAUAAUCUUUAUAUUCAUAGUAAGGUAAGUAUUUGGAAAAUACAUACUCACAUUCAUAAAAAAUCAAUCCUAUUCGUUAAUCUUAAACAUUAAAUUUCAAUAACAACUCUGUUCAUAAAUCAAAUAGUAUUAUUUAAAUUAGUAUGGAUCUCUUUUAAAGAAAGAAAAGAUCAUAAAACAUAUGUUGA
Paramecium pentaurelia is the source of this 571-nucleotide messenger RNA. NCBI's taxonomy places the organism in Eukaryota, Ciliophora, Oligohymenophorea, Peniculida, Parameciidae. The record is from the annotation of a GenBank genome assembly.